AACAAGCCUUUGGGUCUGGCUGCCAGCUCCCCUUGAUUGGUGCUUUAAGGUGGGGAGGGUCAGGAGGGAGGAUCCAGCCCCUGGUACUAGCAAGAUUCCUCCCCCAGGCCCUCCCCAGUCCCGCUGCUUCAUGCACACCCUUCAGUGUUGAAGCUCCAUUCCUUCCGCAACCUAAAUAAUCCCUCCUCCCCGGCGAUGGCGUCGCAGCUGGAGAGCACGAUGGAAGGGCUCAUUUCCAUCUUCCACAGCUACUCGGGCAAGGAAGGCGAUAAGUACAAGCUGAGCAAGAAGGAACUGAAAGAUCUCCUGCAGAAUGAGCUGGGCUGCUUCCUGGAGACCCAGAAGGACACAGAAUCCGUGGACAAGAUCAUGCAUGACCUGGAUGAAAAUGGGGACGGAGAGGUUGAUUUCCAGGAAUUUGUGGUGCUGGUGGCGGCCCUGACCGUGGCUUGCAACACCUUCUUCUGGGAGAACACCUGAGGCUUUUGAGUGCUGCUGCUUCGCUGAGCCCAGCGCCUCUCCUGCCACCGCCUGCCAGGCUCUCUCGUAAUCCUGCGGCUUCUCCCUCUGGUUUGGAGCAGGGGGGAAACACUUCUAGGCGCUCUGUAAUCCAUCACCAAGACAACGCUGCUUAUUAAAGGCAUCCAACCUGC
Messenger RNA from Hemicordylus capensis (graceful crag lizard), 653 nucleotides. RefSeq names its product S100 calcium binding protein A1 (gene S100A1). The record is from RefSeq and is a predicted model, not a curated record. The transcript is spliced from 3 exons. Gene Ontology annotation, cellular component: sarcoplasmic reticulum. Gene Ontology annotation, molecular function: calcium ion binding; S100 protein binding. Lineage: Eukaryota; Metazoa; Chordata; Lepidosauria; Squamata; Cordylidae. The coding region runs from base 196 to 480 and encodes 94 amino acids.